This is a messenger RNA of Closterium sp. Yama58-4, 2658 nucleotides long. The record is from the annotation of a GenBank genome assembly. Lineage: Eukaryota; Viridiplantae; Streptophyta; Zygnematophyceae; Desmidiales; Closteriaceae.
AUGGCCCCGCAGAUCUUUUUAGAAGCAAAGCGCAACUGCAGAAUCCCGAAACGGCGAACCUUGGGAUUCCCGGGCCGUGCUCGUGCAGAGGAUACGAGCGACGCCAGCGAUGCUAGCGGCAAUCCAGUUGCGGAAACAGCCAAUGUCGCCGACAGGCCGGCGACCGACGGCCCCCUCCUUCGGCCUCGAUCUGUUUCCAUACCCUUUGGGGAUCGAGAGAUUACCGUUGAGGUGGGACGAAUGGGGCGACAGGCCAACGGCGCCGUGACUGUAACGGAUGGAGAAACGGUGCUGUACUGCACAGUGUGCGCUUCGGAGGAGGAAAGUGAGCCCUCGGAAUUUGUGCCGCUCUCUGUGAGCUACCAGGAGAGGUUCAGCGCUGGGGGGCGCACCAGUGGGGGCUACUUCAAACGGGAAGGCCGGCCGAAAGACCAUGAGAUUCUGGUGUCUCGCCUGAUUGACCGCCCGCUCCGUCCCAUGGUGGCCAAGGGCUUCAACCACGAAGUGCAGGUCCUCUCGUGGCUGUUGAGUUAUGACGGGGAGCACAGUCCCGACGCCCUCGCCAUCACCGCUGCUGGCGCUGCUCUGGCUGUGUCGGAUAUCCCCCUGGCGGGCAUAGUGGCGGGGGUGCGCGUGGGCAUGGUGAAUGGCGCUCUGGUAGUCAACCCCUCCAACCAGCAACUGCAAGGGUCGCCGCUAGACCUGGUGGUGGCUGGGACUACCGACUCUGUACUCAUGAUCGAGGGUUAUUGCAACCUCCUGUCAGAGGAGCAGCUAUUGGAGGCCGUUGCAGCAGGGCAGCAAGCUAUCAGUGCUAUUUGCCAAGGCCUACAUAAGUGGACCCAGGAGACGGAGGGAGUCUCAAAGCCCAAGCUCACUGCCGCCAUCCACGCCCCACCGGCUGACCUGCUGGGCCGGCUGGAGGGGCUGGUGGGGGCGGAUUUGGAGGGGGCUCUGAGGAUUGAGGGGAAGAAGCAGCGGGGAGUGGCGAUGAAGGCGAUUGAAGAGAAGGUGCUGGGGGCUCUCACAGAGGCAGGGCAGGCCGCAACCAGGCAGGCGGCAAAGGAGGAGGACGAGGAAGCAGAGCUAGCAGAGGAGGAGGGGCUGGUGGUUCCCCCAGGGGAUGUGGACGAGGGGGAGGUGCAUGUGAAAGGCUCAGGGGUGGGGACGGUAAAGGGAGGAGGGAAGGGCAAGGGGAGGGCGGAUGUAGUGGAGGUGGCAUAUGACCCGGUGGAUGUGAAGAAGCAGCUCAAGGAACUGACGUCACGGAUCAUGCGGCGCAUUAUUGUCACUGAGGGCCGUCGCAGUGACGGGAGGGGUACUAGUGACGUGCGCCCCAUCGAGUCUGCCUGUGGCGUUCUGCCACGUGUGCAUGGCAGCGCACUGUUCACCCGGGGGGAAACUCAGGCACUGGCGGUGGCGACACUGGGAGGGGAGGACAGCGCACAGAGAUUGGACCACCUCACUGCCACGUCAGAGCUCAAGCGGUUCUACCUGCAGUACACCUUCCCACCCUCCUCCGUGGGUGAGACGGGCCGUGCCGGGUUCACGAGUCGCAGGGAGGUGGGGCAUGGCGCCUUAGCAGAGCGGUCGUUGGAGCCGGUGCUGCCGGAUGCAGCAGGGUUCCCCUACACCGUGCGAGUGGAGUCCAGCAUCACAGAGAGCAACGGCUCCUCUAGCAUGGCAUCUGUCUGUGGAGGGUGUCUCGCGAUGCUGGAUGCAGGAGUCCCCCUGCGUGCGCCAGUAGCUGGAGUAGCCAUGGGUUUGAUUCUGCACACGGAGCAGGCAGGAGGGGACGGCACCCCGGUCAUCCUGACGGACAUUCUGGGGUCAGAGGAUGCGCUGGGGGACAUGGACUUCAAAGUGGCUGGCAGUGCCAAAGGAGUGACGGCAUUCCAGAUGGAUAUUAAAGUGCAAGGAAUCACCAUUGAUGUGAUGCGGACUGCACUGGAGAGGGCCAAGGAAGGACGGCUGCACAUACUGGGUGAAAUGGCAAAGGCUUAUCCUCCCCCGUCGAAGCGCCUCUCGCAAUAUGCCCCCCGAUGCGAGUCCAUCCAGGUUGACCCAGAGAAGGUGAACCUCAUUAUUGGCAGUGGUGGCAAGACUAUAAAGAGUAUAAUCGAGGAUUCUGGAGUUGAUUCGAUCAACAUCGAGGACGGGGGACAGCUGCGCGUAUACGCGCGGUCUGAGGCGGCACUGGAAUUGGCGAGGGCACGCAUUGAGGGACUGACGAUGGUGCCGGAAGUGGGGCAGAUCUACCGUGAUUGUGUGGUGAAGACUGUCGUGCCAUACGGAGCCUUUGUGGAGCUGAAACCAGGGAAAGAGGCCCUCAUCCACGUUAGUGAGCUCUCCACCGUGCGACUCAACAAGCCGGAAGAUUUUGUGGCAGUUGGGGAUACCCUCGACGUCAAGAUUCUUGAGAUCAAUGCAAGAGGUCAGCUGCGAUUAAGUCACAAGGCUGUGCUUCUAGAGGAGGGCAGGGAACCCGUACCCACUAGCAACGCAUCCGCUACAAGCACGGCAACCCCUAAUGGAUCAACCGGGGAAAAUAGAAAUGCGAUUGGAGCUGGGAAGGGUGGGUAUGCCCCUCCUAAGUUUGUGAAGCCUAACGCCCCCACAUCCCCAUCGCCCUUGGUGCCCAAGCCAAGGGGUAGGUGA